AUGAAUCCCACUUUACACUCCAGUCCUCCACCUACCCAAAUAACCUACACUGAGCAUCCUGUUGAACUCAAAGAAUGCAGAGAAUACCUUGAGAGACUAGGCAUGUCGCCGGACGAAGCUGAGACUCUGCUGUCAUCUAAUCGGCGGGAAUCUUGCUAUGUCGACAACCCGCAUUUUGUCAACAUCAUGGAACAGCUCAUUAGGACCGGAAAGUACGGAGAAAUGAGCAACUAUGAUAUUAACGCAUUGAAAAUUGAAUGGCAGAAGAGAAACGAGGGGUUGGAAGCGCAGUUCAAUGAUGUUCAGACAAAAUUUCUUCUGAAUUCUAUUGACUACUUAUCAACCAAAAAUAAUGAAGAUGCUGUCACAUAUAUGAUGAGAUUUAUUCGAAGUGGAGCAAACAAUUAUCGCAUUAAAUUUGUUACAUAUGUGCUUCCCAUACUAUUGAGCAAUCCUCCUACUCCGAUCCCUACUCAUCAACAUCCAACCGCCGAAGACCCGCGUACUACUCAAACGCCCAACAAUUCUAAGAAACGUGCUCCGAAAUCCAAAGCCCAACCAGCGAAUGUCAAUCUACGAAGGAGUACGCGCAUUAAGCGCCUGCAAGAAAAUUCGAAGAAGCCUGCAUCACCCCUGCCGACCCGCCGUCAGAACAAAAAGGGGAAACAAGUGAAAGAGGGGAGACAAGUUCAUCGGAGAUUAUGA
Messenger RNA from Aspergillus chevalieri, 705 nucleotides. RefSeq lists its product as uncharacterized. The transcript has a single exon. The record is from RefSeq and is a predicted model, not a curated record. Lineage: Eukaryota; Fungi; Ascomycota; Eurotiomycetes; Eurotiales; Aspergillaceae. Bases 1 to 705 code for a protein of 234 amino acids.